Messenger RNA from Fonsecaea multimorphosa CBS 102226, 1653 nucleotides. RefSeq lists its product as uncharacterized. Gene Ontology annotation, biological process: transmembrane transport. Gene Ontology annotation, molecular function: transmembrane transporter activity. NCBI's taxonomy places the organism in Eukaryota, Fungi, Ascomycota, Eurotiomycetes, Chaetothyriales, Herpotrichiellaceae. The transcript has a single exon. Bases 1 to 1653 code for a protein of 550 amino acids. The record is from RefSeq and is a predicted model, not a curated record.
AUGGCUUCGGAAAAGACCUCAGAGGAAUCCACGGCUGUUGAUGGUGGUGGUCCUAACCCGACGACUGAAACCUCGGCGCAAGAAGAAGAAGAAGAAGAAGAAGAAGAAGAAGCAUAUUCAGUAUUUGCCGCCCCGGUCCGGCGCGUCAUCACGAUCCUCCUGGGCGCCGCGACCCUCACGUCUCCGCUGACCGCGACCAUUUACCUCCCGCUCCUUCCGGUUCUCGCGGCGCAUUUCCACGUCUCCCUGCAGAGGGUCAACCUCACGAUAACCGUGUACAUCAUCUUCCAGGCCCUGGCGCCGGUGCUGCUGUCGACGUUUUCCGACACGCUGGGCCGGCGGCCCGUGGUUUUGGCGGCGUUUGCCAUCUUCGCGCUCGCGUCGCUGGGGCUGGCGCUCAAUCGCUCCAGCUACGCCGCGUUGCUCGUGCUCCGGGCGUUGCAGAGCCUCGGGUCCAGUGCGGUGCUCAGCAUAUGCUACGGCGUCGUGGCGGACGUGUGCGUGCCCAGCGAGAGGGGGAGGAUGCUGGGUCCGGUCAUGGCGGCGGCGAACUUGGGCACCGCCGUCGGUCCCGUCGUGGGCGGCUGGAUCGCGCUGAGCUCCGGCGGCGGUGUCUGGUGGGCUUUUUGGGCCCUGGUGAUUUUCGCAGUCGUCAUGCUCGCGGCCCUCGCGACGUUUCUGCCCGAGACGGCAAGGAAUGUGGUCGGCAAUGGUCGCGUCAGGGAUCAGGUGUGGAACCGGCCGCUGAUCAACCUGAACAAGAGGGUGGAUCUGGAAUCGGGUUCAAGUAAUAAUGACAGCAGCAACCACGCAGGGCUGCCGAAGAGGAGCGCGAAAUUCCGCAGCCCGCUGAGCUCGAUCCGGAUCAUGGUCUAUCCCGAUACGGCACUCAUCCUGUGGAUUGUGGGCUCUUUCUACGCCUUGUGGUACACUGUCCAGUCGUCCAUCCCUUCCACCUAUGGACGACACCCGUACAACUUCGACGAGCUGCAGAUCGGCCUUGCAUAUCUGCCUGGAUCGGCCGGGGUCGUCGUCUGCAUGUACAUCACCGGCAAGGCAAUGGACUACAACUACCGACUUGUCGCGAGGCAGACGGGCCUCGAGGUCGACAAGGUCAAGGGAGACGACCUUGCCAAAUUCCCGAUCGAAAGGGCUAGGGCCAGGGGUUGUAUUUGGCUCCUGCUCGCAAGUCUGGGCAUCACAAUUGGGUAUGGCUGGGCCAUCGAAGAGCAUGUCCACGUGGCCGUCCCAUUAAUGUUCCAGGCUGUGAUGGGAUUCCUGUCAACUUGGAUUGUCAACUGCUUCAACGCGCUCCUUGUGGACGGAUACCCCAAGAUGCCCAGCACUGCGGCUACAGCCGGCAAUCUGAUCCGGUGUGCCAUGAGCGCCGCCGCCGUGGCUGCCAUGCAGCCGUUGUUCGAUGCCAUGGGCCGAGGGUGGUUCUUUACUCUGGCCGGCGUCUUGAGUGGUGUCGGCGGAGCAGCAGCAGUUUCGGCAUUGAAUAGCAAGGGUAUGGCUUGGAGAAGCAGGAGGAGUGAAACACAAACACACGAUCAAGCGGCGACGGCUCAUGUCAGUCCUCAGCAGCACAGGGGAGAGAGUUCGGACGAGCCCACGACGUCGAUGGAAUUAAGGCAGUCUAAAAAGACAUAA